Pelagomonas calceolata is the source of this 822-nucleotide messenger RNA. NCBI's taxonomy places the organism in Eukaryota, Pelagophyceae, Pelagomonadales, Pelagomonadaceae. The record is from the annotation of a GenBank genome assembly.
CAGAAAAAACUUAACCACCAUCUUCAUCCCCCUCCACCAUCCCCUUCACGAUCUCAUGCAAAUCAAACACCGACGCCUCCGUCACGGCGGGCUCGGAGUCGACAACGUCCAGCACCUGCUCGUGCAUCGCGAGGAUGCCCUGGAGCUCGUCCUCGCCGUAGAAGCCCGCGCUCGUCGCCGGCUUGGCUGGGGCUUCGGCCGCUUCAGACAGCGCCGCGAGCCGCUCCCGCAGCUCCGACGCCGCCGUCCAGACGCGCGCGGCCGCGUCGACGUCCGCGACGCCGUCGAACUGGCGCCGCCGGCGUUCCUCCGACGUCAUCGCGUUGGCGCCGAAGACCUGCGUGGCGUUCAAGUAAGACCUCUCAAUAUGCGUCAGGACGCCGCUCGCAUACCGCGGGCUCGCCGUCGAUCUCGACGGACACGCUCGGCCCCGCGCACUCGCCGUCGCAGGCGCCGCUCGUCACUUCCGCGUUCUCCGAGCUUUUGGCGAGCCCGUCCAGGGCCUGCUGCGCGUCGAACUUGGCGGUGGCGCACGCGCCGCACGUCCGGACGACGAGCCGCAGCGGCGCGAGCGCGCGGCUUUGUAGAACGAGUGCGCAGAGCCAGCAGCUGGUCCUUGUGAAGCGCAUCGCGUCGAUGGCGUACAGCGGUGCUCUCUUGUGCAGCUUGGCAACCAGGGCGCACGAGUGCGAUGCGCGUCGCAGCGAUGGGUUGUGCGGCUUGGUUGAGAUCGGAACGGCACCUCGACGGCGUGCGAGGGCUUAGUUGUGCGUACGCCGCGCGUAUGGUGCUAUUUUGUCGUGGUAAAGCUAAUGAUAGCUA